Molecule: messenger RNA, 2009 nt
Organism: Lynx canadensis (Canada lynx)
Lineage: Eukaryota; Metazoa; Chordata; Mammalia; Carnivora; Felidae
Gene: MFSD6L
Product: major facilitator superfamily domain containing 6 like
Cellular component (GO): membrane
Source: RefSeq, a predicted model, not a curated record
AUGAGCGCCAACCCCCAGUGGGACGUCAGCCGGGCUCUGGGGGUGGCCAGGCUCUUCCACCUGGUGUGCGGGGUCCGGGACGCCUGCGUGACUCCGUUCCUGACCCUCUACCUGAGGCAGCUGGGCCUGGCCGCGCCCUGGGUGGGCAUCCUGAUGGGGACCAAGCACCUGGUCGCAGCCUUCUGGGGUCCCUUCUGUGCCUUCCUGGCCAAAAGCUACCAGAAGAGGAGGGUGCUUCUGAUGGGCUCGCUGCUCGGCUCGGUGGGGGCCAGCCUGCUGCUGGUCCUGGUGCCGCCGCUGGACAGAGAUCUGCGGUCGGGUUCCUGUAACGCCAGCGACGGCGCCACCACCGCGCCGCCACCGGGGGCCGCGCUGACCGGGACCUUCGCCUCGAACCAGCCGCCGGGGGCGCCCAGCCCCGCAUCCAAGAGCAGUCCUGGGACCGUGGAGGCCUCUGGCGUGGGGAAAGGACCCGCGGGAAGUGUCCACGAGCCGUCCGGUCAUCCUCCUGGCCACGCCGUGGGCUCCGUGGAGGGAGCCAGGACCACGUCCCUAGCUGUCCAUCCUGGCCCUUCGGGGGUGAAAGCUCCCUCUCGGGGGGGCUUUAAGGUGGGCGGGACCGCCCUCCCUUUGCUUGCUGGAGGUACAGCGCUGGGAAGCCCAGCCAACUGGUCGGCAGCCGAGGGCCACGCCCGGGCCCUUGGCCUGUCCUCGGAAGGGCUGCGGUGGACCUUCUUCCUCUCCCUGGGGUCCAUGGUGUUCUGGGAGCUGCUGACGGCCCCUCUGGAGCAGGUGGCAGACGACAGCCUUUAUGAGUACCUGGAUUGUGUGGACGCCACGGACCGCUACAGAAGCCUGUGGGUCUGGAGGCUGCUGGGCAUGUCCACGGGGGCCUGUGGCAUCGCAGCCUUGGCGGGACGGCUGGAAUGCUCCCUGGUGACAAACGGCCCCCGGGGCGUGUUGCACUUCUAUGGCUACUCACUGGUCAGCACGCUGGCUUUCCUGGUGAGCAUCGCCUUUCCCGUCCCCACGUGCAGGCGGCGGGAGCCCAGCUACAAAACCGUCAAGGCGCUGUCUCUGGUGGCCGGCGACCCCCGCCUCACCCUCCUGGCCCUCACUGUCUUCCUGUUAGGAGCCGCCACCAGCACGGUACAGAACUUUCUGUUCUGGCACAUGAAGGACCGCGGGAGCAGCGAGCUGGUCAUGGGUUUCUCGGUGGCGCUGGGCUGGCUGGGGGAGGUUGUGGUCCAUCCGUUCAGAGCGACAGUGCUUAGGAAACUGACCAGGGUGGGCACCGUGGGGCUGGGGCUGGGCUGUCUGGGGCAGCUACUCUACUACGCCUUCCUCUGGAACUGGUGGUCCGUCCUCCCCGCUCAGACCUUGAGCGCCAUCAGCAGGGGCUCGGGCUGGGCGGUGAAGGCCUCGGUCGAGCACCUGGCCUCUCCCGGAAUGGAGAGGCCCCUGAGUGCCAUGUUCCAAGGCCACUUUUACGGGGGGGCCAGCCUGGGCAGCUUUGCGGGGGGCUUCGUGGUGAUGUCCUUCAGCCUGGCCGUUCUGUACCAGGCCUGCUGCGUGGGUCUGUUGCUCUGGCUGGCCCUGUUCCUGUCCGUCCAGCGGACACUGCCCCAGGAGCAGAGAAUCAACUACUCGAAACUGCUGGUCGUGGAGGCCAGCGACACGAGCGACUCUGAGCCGGGGACGGAACGGGACUGGCUCGUGAAGGCCAUGAGGGAGGAGCAUUCAGGCUAGGAGGAUGGAGAGGCAGGUCACGAUGCCCUGAUCGGGGGAAGGUGCCCGAGGCUGGGGGGCGGGGGGGGGUGGACAAAACUCACCUGCCGAGGACAAGGUCCUGGGGCUGCAGGGCGCCUGGAGAGAGAAAACGAGUGUGUGUGCAGAAGUCCCACGGGAUCACCUCAAUGCAUGAUUCUCUUUACUUCUGUGGUAAGGGGAGAUUUAACUUUUGGCCGUUCAAUCUUUUUUUUAAAUAAUGGAGGAAGAAUACAUUUGCU